Messenger RNA from Fusarium redolens, 2121 nucleotides. RefSeq names its product Hsp70 protein-domain-containing protein. Gene Ontology annotation, cellular component: cytosol; nucleus. Gene Ontology annotation, biological process: protein folding. The transcript has 3 exons. The coding region runs from base 256 to 1947 and encodes 563 amino acids. The record is from RefSeq and is a predicted model, not a curated record. Gene Ontology annotation, molecular function: ATP binding; ATP-dependent protein folding chaperone. NCBI's taxonomy places the organism in Eukaryota, Fungi, Ascomycota, Sordariomycetes, Hypocreales, Nectriaceae.
UGGGGAACUGAUAACGAUAACAUGAAUCCGUACCAGUGGCCGAUCAAGAAAAAUGUGGGCGAUGCGAUUAGCGGGCAGUUUUUUUCCAAUCUCUGAGGGAAAAGAAAGUAAACCCCCACUAACAUCCAUCACCAACUCGUCCUCCAAAAUCUUGACACCCAGGAACCCUCUUCGCUUCACCUCAAAAGAGGCAUAGAGUCUUGAGUUUCUCCUUCAUUACAUACGAAUUCACAAACCUCUCUUCCGACCGACCUAAUGAGUGACAACGCUGGAGCCAAGGGCCCUGAGCCUGGCGAUCGAGUUGCCAUUGGUAUUACCUUUGGUAACUCCAACAGUUCCAUUGCCUAUACUGUUGACGACAAGGCCGAGGUUAUUGCCAACGAGGAUGGAGACCGACAAAUUCCCACCGUUCUCUCUUACGUUGAUGGCGACGAGUAUUACGGUGGACAGGCCAAGAACUUCCUCGUUCGCAACCCCGAUAACACCAUCGCCAACUUCCGAGACUUCCUCGGCCAAGAAUUCAAGUCCAUCGACCCUACCCACUCUCACGCCUCCGCCCACCCCAAGGAUGUUUCCGGUACCGUCGCGUUCUCCGUCAAGGAUAAGAGCGAGGAAGAAGCUUCAACUGUUUCAGUUUCAGAGGCCACUACUCGAUACCUGCGACGGCUUGUGGGUUCUGCUUCCGACUACCUGGGCAAGAAAGUCACCUCCGCCGUUGUUACUGUUCCCACAAACUUCACCGAGAAGCAGCGAGAGGCUCUAAUCAAGGCCGCCAGCGACGCCGACAUCGAGAUCCUUCAGCUUAUCUCUGAACCUGUUGCCGCUGUUCUGGCUUACGAUGCCCGUCCUGAAGCCAAGAUCGAGGAUAAGAUUGUUGUUGUCGCUGACCUUGGAGGCACUCGCUCGGAUGUUGCUGUUAUCGCUUCCCGAGGCGGUCUCUACACCAUCCUCGCCACUGCUCACGAUUACGAGUUUGCUGGUGUCCAUUUGGACAAUGCUCUUAUGGACCACUUCGCUAAGGAGUUCCAAAAGAAGCACAACAUCGACCCCCGAAACAACGCUCGCAGUCUUGCUAAGCUCCGACUUGAGUCUGAGGCUACCAAGCGAGCUCUGAGCCUGGGCAGCAACGCUCAGUUCAGUGUCGAGAGCUUGGCGGAUGGUUUCGACUUCUCUGUUACUAUCAACAGAAUACGAUACGAGAUGGUUGCCCGCAAGGUUUUUGAGGGCUUCAACCGACUUAUCGAGGGUGUUGUCAAGAAGGCCGGCCUCGAUAUUCUUGACAUUGACGAGGUUAUCCUGUCUGGAGGUACUGCCCACACUCCUCGUAUCGCUAAUAACCUCCGUGGUAUCUUCCCUGAGACCACUGAGAUUCAGGCUCCCGCCACGAGCGUGUCCGCCAUCAACCCUUCUGAGCUCCUUGCUCGUGGCGCUGCCCUCCAGGCCUCUCUGAUCCAGGAGUACGAGGCCGCCGAUAUCGAGCAGUCCACUCACCCUGCUGUCACCACUGUCAAGCACAUCUCCAACGCUAUUGGUGUGAUCACCGUGGGCGCUGACGGCGAGGAUGUCUUUACUCCCAUCAUCGCCCCUGAGACCGCCGCCCCUGCCCGACGCACCGUCCACAUCCCUGCUCCCAAGGAGGGUGGCGAUGUUCUUAUUAAGAUUGUUGAGGGUAACACCCACAUCAAGGUCACCAAGCCUGAGCCUAAGGCCAAGGAGGAGAAUGGAGAUAAGGAUGAGGACGACUCCGACUUUGAUGAUUCUGAUGAAGAGGAGGAGGAGACUCGGGAGAAGAUCUGGAAGAUCGGUAACCCUCUCGCCGAGGCCGCCAUCAAGGGCGUCAAGGCUGGUGGUAAGGUUGAGGUUACGAUUAACGUUCUAGCCGAUCUGGGCGUUACCGUCACAACCCGAGAAGUUGGCGGCAAGGGUGGUGUGCGAGGAAACAUCUAAGUCUGGAAAUGCUGGACUCUCAAAAGCAGGAACUUUGAUUGAAAAGCCGCAAUGAUUUUAUGAGUGGGUAUAUAAGGGGGAUGGGCAUGCAAAAGCACGGGUUUAUUGGUAGAUUCUAGAGGACACAAUAGAGGGUUGUCAAGGAUGAAUUGAAUAAAGACUUUCAACAUUUAA